Sclerotinia trifoliorum is the source of this 2981-nucleotide messenger RNA. The record is from the annotation of a GenBank genome assembly. Lineage: Eukaryota; Fungi; Ascomycota; Leotiomycetes; Helotiales; Sclerotiniaceae.
UUAUUAUUAUACUGUCAGCCACAAGACAGAGUAAUACUUUUGCUACUGUUCAUUAUGUAAAUUAGUGGACAAUUUCAAGGAUGGGCAUUGGCUCUUGGGGCGAUGGGGCGUUGCAUUGGUGGGAGAACUUACAUGGAUAUUUGGACCCCAAUAUUUGUGAAGCUGAAAUAUCGUUGUUCUAUUUAUUUGUUGUUUGUUGAAACGAGGUCUCACAGUGUUGGACGAGCUGUACAACACCGCCACUCGAAAUCUUUCUGUUGAUUAAAAGCCAGCAGUUACGCAAAACUCAGCCUUAUCUCGGAAGGACCGACAUUGAAGGCGAUGAGCUAAAUGAUGGAAUAAUUCACCUACUAUUUUUCCGGAAAAAGUUGUGGUAGUUAGGCAUCUCAGCUUCGUGUGAUUAAAUAUAUCAUCUCCUUCGCAUCUCCCCGUUAUUUGAAACAUGGGUAGGCACGUCUGACAAAGAAUGCAUUGUGGUACCAAAAACUAAAUGGCAUUUAGAUGAUCGAAAGGCCGUGGUUGGAUUGCCUGCGACAUAUUUCAAUUCUCACAGCGAUGGGAACUCGGCCAUAGCACCUGAAAUGACAAACAUACACAAGUCUCAAGAUGAAGAGCUAGUCACAGUUCCUGUCGCAAGGCUACAGCAAUUGGUAGAGUAUGGAAUCCAGGUAUUGAAAGAGAGCAGGAGCAGAACAAAUAUCGGUGGAAUUGACCUGGAAAAUAACGCUGCUCUGGUAGCAGAAGCAUCUUCUGAACUGCGCCUUUAUCGUCCGAAACCCCAAGCUUUCCAAGUUGCGUUGGAAAUUCGAUACUAAUGAGUUGUUCCUAGAAACACGACCUGAGGUUCCACGACCACAAAACCGUCCAAAGCACCUAGAUGAAUUCUUAGCUCGAGCUUGUGCCAAUCCCUGGCCAAUUCGUAAGAUUGAACUAAACCGUGAUCAAGUGAUAAAUCUGGAUCAUCUUGGAGAACCUUUCAGCAGAUUUGAUCGCUUAAAGUUUUAUAGCGUUUGGGACAAUCAUUUCAGGACCUUCUUUGGAUAUGGACAGCAGUCUGUGUCUGCUACGGAGGCGGUACGAAGAGAAUGGUUUUGGAAACGAAUACUCAAUGAGUGUGACAAAGAGAUGACACCAUGGUUACUCGAAAUUGGGACUGACGAUCCAGACGCUCGAGCAGCAAUUUUGGUAAAGAUCUUAAUCUCCAUUGUUAAAACGUCAAUUGAACUGAGGAACUCUACAAAUUCAACAAUUGGCGCUAUUCUCGAGCGGUGCUACGCAAGCGGAGUACUGAGGCAGCCUGAAGAUGCCCCGUUGAACCCCGAAAAUGUUAUCUUUCACACUGAAAUGAGGCAAGAUUAUGGUAUCCAUAUUCUUUUGGUUGCAAUAUCCCUAACAAUUUUCAAUGAUUGUUUAACAGAAGAUGAUUCAAGCCUGGCUCGUAAUAGCCACCAGAUACUCUGGUCUCCCACGGAUCUGUUAAGAGACGCUUGUGGAGGUGCCAGUCUUGAACAAAUUCUUGCUUUUCAAGGACCAGAUCUUGUGGUGUCUAUUCUAUAUUUGUCGAGAAGUACAAAACACCGGACGCCACUCCAACUGUCCCCCGCAAAUGCUGGACGAAUUGAUGAUCUAAACAUCCAGUCUCUAAAGUCGAUCGGUGACCUUCGGGUAGUCUGGACGGAUAUAUUUGAAGAACAUCUACUUUUGAAUCAUCAAAAGAAAUGUCUGAAAAUUGCGCGCCUACGGCCAUUUAUAUGGGGAAUGUUGAGUAUCUUCCAGAAUGACUGGUCAGUCGUAUUUUUCCAGAGUGUUAGAUACUGUACUAAGAUGUUGUUAGUAUUCGAUGGUCUAGCAUAUACCGUCAACCACAAGAGCUGUCAGUUUUGAAGGAAGUAAAAGCUGAUAUUGAAAAGACAUGGGCCAUAAUUUUCUCGAUAUCACCUCUGGGGGAGAACUCCAAGAAUAGACUGAGGAUCAGGGAAAAGCUCAAACAAGAGUACGAGAUGGUCACCGAUGAAGAUCAAAAUCCAGUGAACAUAUGCAGCAUUCAAACUCUUAAACAAUACCAUAUGCCAUGGAUAGAGGAUGACUCCGCAACUGGGAGAGUGCAGUCAUACUAUGAAUCACGAUGGGAAAAUCUCCAAGGAAUUAUUCAAACAAAGAAAAACAAAAGUACCAUAGAUUACUCAAAUUUUGGCAUGUUCGAGGAUCGUGUUCAAGAACUUCGACAGUAUAUGGACAGUCAAAAGCCCCGUGGUUUGCGGCAAUUAUUGCGAGAUUCUAGGGAUGCCCUCAACUAUUAUACUUUCAUGGGUGUCAUUAUUUUCGGACUGCUGACUGUUUUUCUUGCUUUGGCAUCUUUUGCAGUUGGGGUCGCUCAGGCAUAUGCUGCGUUCAAAGCGUUGGAUAUGCCUCCAUACUAGCAAAAGAACUCUGAUAUUCAGUACGGUGAUCAACUGAGCAGAUUUUGAAGGCGGUUCCGGCCUACGUCUGUUGUAUCUUUUCAUUGUAUCUUUUCACUGUAUACUGAAUGUUCUGGCUCGAGUUGGGCAACAAUAUGUUAUCGAUCUAUUAGAGAAAUUACGUCUAUAAUCGGGUCUAUGGAGUAGCUAACUACACGUCUUCGACAGAGUUGGACUUGGGAUUCCCCUUUUCAGGAUUCAGUACACUUCGGAUCAUGUGAGAUCGAGGUCAGGAGAGAAGGGGCGAAUAAAGUUCCUUGCAAGCAACAUUCUGUCCUCUUCCGCCAAGAGCAACUCAGUGAAAAAGAUCUCUCAGAGCCUGAGGGCGAAGGCUUCGAAUUCAAAGAGAGGCGCUACUCUGAAGAGCUAUCACUAAAGUUGCUGAGAAACGGGCGAUGGACAAAGGGAUAUAAUGCUUUAGAUAUUGCUACAGGAGUCUACACAAGAGCUAGAAGAGGGAAAUUGUUACUUUGCGAUACUAUCAUUUGUUUGCUAUCUUAUAUUUCGCGUCUUUAGAAUAUA